CAGGCAGGCGCUGAGAUUCCGUGGGGUGUCGCCAUCCGCUUAAGGCUGAGGCAGGCACGGUGACAAGCUGGUCUGCUCAGAUGCAGAACUGAGCCCUGCUGGGAGCAUACCCUGGAGCACCCUGGAUUGCUCCUAGGGCCCAGCAGCCACACAUAAGCCAUGCACUGCUCAGCUGUACUCCUGCUGGUCCUCCUGGCUGGCGGGAUGGAGGCCUUUCGCAUUUGCGCCUUUAAUGCCCAGCGGUUGACACUGGCCAAGGUGGCCAGGGAGCUUGUGAUGACCACCUUAGUUCGGAUCGUGGCUCGCUGUGACAUCAUGGUGCUGCAGGAGGUGGUGGACCGUUCUGACAGCACCAUCUCCCUCCUUCUUCGAGAACUCAACCGAUUUGAUGGCUCCGGGCCCUAUGAGUCCCUGAGCAGCCAGCCGCUGGGGCGUGGCACGUACUUGGAGAAGUAUGUGUACAUCUACCGGUCACACAAGACACAGGUCCUGGAUUCCUACCUGUACAACGACGAGAAUGACCUUUUUGCUCGGGAGCCCUUCGUGGCCCAGUUCACUUUGCCCAGCAAGGUCCUUCCCAGCCUGGUGCUGGUCCCACUGCACACCACUCCUACGGCUGUAGAGAAGGAGCUGAACGCCCUAUACGACGUGUUUCUUGAUGUCUCCCGGCACUGGCAGAGCAAGGACAUGAUCCUGCUUGGGGACUUCAAUGCUGACUGCACUUCGCUGACCAAGAAGCGCCUAGGUGAGCUGAUACUGCGGACGGAGGCAGGCUUCCGCUGGGUGAUCGUCGACGGGGAGGACACCACGGUCCGGGCCAGUACCCACUGCACCUACGACCACAUCGUGCUGCACGGAGAGCGCUGCCAGAGCCUGCUACAGGCUGCGGCUGCCUUCGACUUCCCUAGGAGCUUCCAGCUCACCAUGGAGGAGGCCCUCAACAUCAGUGACCACUACCCUGUGGAGGUGGAGCUGAGCCGGGUGGCGCACACUGUGCAGUCCUUCAGCCUGGCCACUCUGCUGUUGCUGUCACUCCUGCUGUCGCUCCUGCCCCGUCGGCUGGGCUUGGUGGCCUAACCACCUCCACCCCCAGGCCCUCCUCCCGCAGAUGUCAUGGAGACACUGCCUUUAGGACUCCAACCUUGGUGUCAGAAGUAACUCCUGAGGGUCUCCAACUGCAGUCCCCCCUCCAUCUGACUGCAGCACUGCCCCACGUGACUGCAGUCCCCCUCCAUCUGCCUUUGGUUUGGUUGGGCUUAUCCCGGAGGCUGCACCCAUGCCAUCCCCCCACAGGUAGUGUCAGGAUUGGAGACAGCAGGCCCGAGGCAGGGGGAGGGGAAGGGAGGGCUCAGAAAAGGGAAAUACAACAGAUCAAAAGAUUCUGUGAGAAAAAGGAAACCUGCACAACACAGAUAACAAAAAGCCGGAUUGGGACAUUACCUGUGUGUAGCAGAUAUGCCAACUGGCUACCUUUACUGUACACAGAAUUCACGGGAAUCAAGAGAACAUUAAGGCCUUAGUAGAUACGAGGAUGGAGAUAAGCAGUUACACCACCACCACCAAAUGGAAAACGUUUAGGCUCAUUGUAACCCAGUGAAUGAAUAGCCUGAAAACAGCCGUCAGGCCUGUUCAUAACCACUGCACAGCCCUGCUUCCACCCAGUGGGGUGCUGUCAGUCCAUCUUGGCACCUGGUACGUCAGUCUGGAGGAUCUGAACCCUUGACCUUGGUGUUAUCAGCACCAUGCUCUUUACCAAGUGAGCUAAACAGCCAGCCCCAUAGCAAAACUUCAACAGUGAUUCUAUCUAGGGUGUUGGUAUCAUGGGGUCCCCUCCUCUACAGUACGUUUUCCAAGAAACGAGCUCAGUAAAAACACCUAUUGAGAUGUCAGGACCAUUUAAAGUGCAAAUCACAAUCCUGUUUUUUCUUUUUUUGUAUGUUUAUGGUUUCUGAACCAUCUCCCAACAUCAAAAAUAAAGGUAAUUUAAAACUUUA
Molecule: messenger RNA, 1994 nt
Organism: Galeopterus variegatus (Sunda flying lemur)
Lineage: Eukaryota; Metazoa; Chordata; Mammalia; Dermoptera; Cynocephalidae
Gene: DNASE1L1
Product: deoxyribonuclease I-like 1
Exons: 8
Coding region: 160-1077 (305 amino acids)
Biological process (GO): DNA catabolic process
Cellular component (GO): nucleus
Molecular function (GO): DNA nuclease activity
Source: RefSeq, a predicted model, not a curated record